Molecule: messenger RNA, 3488 nt
Organism: Agrilus planipennis (emerald ash borer)
Lineage: Eukaryota; Metazoa; Arthropoda; Insecta; Coleoptera; Buprestidae
Gene: Art7
Product: protein arginine N-methyltransferase 7
Exons: 3
Coding region: 543-2651 (702 amino acids)
Biological process (GO): peptidyl-arginine methylation
Molecular function (GO): protein-arginine N-methyltransferase activity
Source: RefSeq, a predicted model, not a curated record
AUUCUUUUUCUUCUAUUAGAAUUUGUAUUAUACUUUAAGGAUCAAUUGCGUACAUUGCUAAUUGCAAAUGCUCAUUUCAUUAUUUUUUCUUUUUUAAAAUUCUCAGUACGUAUGUAUUUGUAAUUGAUUUUGGGAUUAAGUAACACUUUUUGUAUGCUAAUUGUAAAUGGAUUGAUUAUAUUUCUUAUAAUAUUCACUCCAUUAUUGAUAUCUAUUUAUUGUAUACAACGUAUCCAUCAUUAUAAAAAGGCUAAUUUGGCGUUGAUCUAUAUUUUGAUCAAGCUCAGUAGGAGAUCGAUCUACAUUUUGAUUGUGUUCAUUGGUAUUUCUCUUUCGUCAACAAAUUUAACGUACUUUCUACAUUUAUAGGAAACGACAAACCAAAUGCAAGAUAUUCAAGAAGUUUUUUUCAAAAAUUGAUUGCAUAUUGAAAAAAAAAGGUGAAAUACUAAAAAUUUCCUCUUUGUGGUACUAGCAACACUAUCGACUUUGACAAUUGUGUUGUUCUCCAACCAAACUUUUAUAACCUCACAUUUCGAUUAAUGUUUGUAUUAGGCACGUUCUUAAAAAUUGUUAAUACUAAAGUAAUAUUCCAGAGAAUGAGUGUCUUAACACAACGAUUGAACCCUAUCACUGGCCAGUGUGAUUGGGAAAUGCAAAACGAAUUGUAUGAUUAUCACCAAGAAAUUGCUAGGUCGGCGUACGCUGAUAUGUUACACGAUGAAGAACGAAAUCGGAAGUAUUAUGAAGCUUUAAAAACUGCUAUAAACAAAAUGCAUGGUAGAGGAAAAAAGGCUAAUGUGCUAGAUAUAGGAACUGGGACUGGAUUAUUGUCAAUGAUGGCUGUAAAGUGUGGAGCAGAUUCCGUUGUGGCAUGUGAAGGAUUUAAACCUAUGGCCCAAUGUGCAAAACAAAUUAUUGCAUUGAACGGGUUUUCUGAUGAUAUUAAAGUAGUUAAUAAAAGAAGUACAGAGCUAACUGUUGGAAAAAAUGGUGAUCUCAAAGAGCGUGCAAAUAUUUUAGUAACUGAAGUCUUUGAUACAGAACUGAUUGGAGAGGGUGCCCUUGGAACUUUCAGUCAUGCACAUAAAGAGCUAUUGGAAAGUGAUUGUUAUGUUAUUCCAAAUGCUGCUAAUGUUUAUGCUCAAGUAGUUGAAAGUCCAGUUGCAGCAAAUUGGAAUAGAUUAAAAGAUAUUUUUAAUAGUGAUGGAGAAAAGUUGUUGAGUGUUCCAAAUUCUAUACGGACUUGUCAUGGAGCUGCCGCAGUUCAUGAUAUACAGCUGAGUCAAUUUCCACAUGAGCUAUUUAAUGAAGUGUUUCCUCCUCAAACUGUUUUGAGGUUUGACUUUUCAGGAAAGACUACAUUUAAUUUCAAAAGGUCAAAUAUUCUCACAGUUAAAUCACAACAUGAUGGUUUGGCUCAAGUGGUAUUUAUGUGGUGGGAUCUCAUAAUGGAUCCUGACAACAAAAUAGUUCUUAGCUGUGCUCCAUAUUGGAGUCAUCCAUUAGUUAAGGCUGGAUCAGACUUAAAAGAUGUUCAAAUUCCUUGGCGGGACCAUUGGAUGCAGGCUGUAUAUUAUUUACCUUCAGAAGUUAAAGUAAAAAAAGAUAAAGAAUUGUAUUUUAUUUGCUGUCAUGAUGAAUAUUCUUUGUGGUUUAAUUUAAAGAAAGACUUGAAAUUAUCAAAUCAGGACUAUUUGUGUUCCCCUAUAUGCGAUUGUGGUGUACAUAUUGCUUUUUCCAGAACUAGGAUAGGGCAACUAAAUGAUAGUGUUAGGACUAAAAAGUAUAUAAAUGUUUUAGAAAAUUGUGUAACUAAUGACAGUCAGGUACUAAUUUUAAGUCAUGGCUUUUAUCUUGGAAUGGUAGCAUCUAAACUGGGUGCUAAGGAAGUGUAUUAUAUUGAAGAAAAUGUUCACAUACGAGAAAUUCUUCACUCUUUUAUAAAGUUUAAUAAGUUAUCAAAUGUUCACAUUUAUGAAGGCGUUGAUGAACUUAAGAAGAGUGUAAAUGUAGGUAAUAUAAAUGUUGUAUUUGGAGAACCCUUUUUUGUGACAACUAUUGUACCUUGGGACAGUUUGCAUUUUUGUUAUUUAUUGGAGCAUUUUAAAGAUCUUUUACCAGAAAAUGCAGUCAUUAUACCUCAAAAGGUUCAUAUAAAAAUAAUAGCAGUUCAUUUUCAAGACUUGUAUAAAAUUAGGGCUCCUCUUAUAAACUGUGAAGGAUUCAAUAUGAAACCAUUUGAUGAAUUAAUUACGAAUUCAUCUCAAAUAAGCGAUUCGUCAGUGGAGGCCCAACCUUUAUGGGAAUACCCUGGAAUUGCUUUAAGUGAAGUUACCACAAUUGCUACUAUUAAUUUAAAAAAGUUUUUUGAAGAAGAUGUCAUUGAAAAUGUUGGCACUAUCAACCUCCAAGGGAACGAAAAUUGUAACGGAGUAGCUGUUUGGGUGGAUUGGUUCCUCGAUGAUUCAGAAAAGAAUAUAAUCUCUACUGGACCUACAAUAGCACCUGUUGUAGGAAAGAAAAUCACUUGGGAUAUGCAUACUAGGCAGGGUGUUUGUCUUUUAACAGAUAAUGAAGUCAGAAAUAGCUUAAAUUAUUCUUUUAUUUUUGAUGUUAUUCAGGGUCAAAUAAAUUUAAAAAUCAGUUAGUUUUGCUCUUAAUAUAAUAUCUAUAGAUAUAAUUCCAAUAAUAAUUGAUUUCAUUAUGCAAUACGUUUUUUUUUAAAGUUCUUUUGUAUAGUUUUUUUCGUAAAAUUUACAAAAUAAAUAUGAAUGGUUUGUACCUUUAUCAUGUUCUUGUUCAUUAGACCAUUCUUAUUUUAAAAGAAUGUGCCAUUUUGUGUAAUAGUCGAAUGAUAAAUUUAUAUAUUACAUUAAUCUUUUCUGUCAGUAUCAGUAAAAAUAAGAAACAUUUACAGUCUUAACUGUACUUAUGUACUACUUCAAUUAUGUUUCCUAAAUGCUUAAUUCAUAAUAAUAAGUAAAAGUUAAUUAAUAGUAAGUGAGCAUUAACUCGGUUACAUUAAUGUUUAUGCAAGGUUCACUUUUUGUGGAUUUUUUACAGUUUUUAAGGGAUAUUUUUUGUAACUUGUAUAAUAUAAAUCAAAGCUGAAUUGGAGGCAAAAGAGAAAUUUUGUAUCAUCCCCUGUAAUGUAUCAGGCUUCCUAUUCUACCAUGAGGAAGCUUGAUACAGGCCAAACCUAGGUGUCGUCUGUGAUAGGUGUUAAACUAUUUAAUUAUUAUUUGACUGAUAUGUCUAUACGAUUCAAAUUUUGAUGAAAUUUUGUUCUUCAUAAUUUUUUCUGACUUAUUUCAAAAUUAAAAUAUCUUUUUUAAUCUUAAUUCCAUUUCUUAGUAAUGUAUAGUGAACGUAAAAUCGUAUUACAUAGAUACAAUUUUUUAUAUUAAAAAAAAGAAGCAAUGUAAUAUGUAGUUACAAAUUUUACAUUUCGAAUCGAAUUUAAUUGACUAUUAAGCACCUAGGUA